This is a messenger RNA of Zingiber officinale, 711 nucleotides long. RefSeq lists its product as uncharacterized. Bases 1 to 519 code for a protein of 172 amino acids. The record is from RefSeq and is a predicted model, not a curated record. Lineage: Eukaryota; Viridiplantae; Streptophyta; Magnoliopsida; Zingiberales; Zingiberaceae. The transcript has 3 exons.
AUGGUCUCAUUCUCACGUGCACAUCAUGUGCACACAGAAACCCCUCUCACGAUAGAAACCCCAGAGUGGACAACGAGUUGCUCUAACCCUCGCGAUCCUAUCCGUCGACGACGAAAACUCCACCGGCGAUCCUCCACCUCCGCGAUCCGCCUGCGAGUUAAACUCCACCGCGAUCCCCACCUCCCCUCUCACGCAGAAGAUGAAAACCUCGUUGCGCCCUCAACUUUCAGAGCCCUAACCCCUCCAUCAUCCCCGACAGCCUCCAUCAUCCCCAACAGCCUCCCGCAGGCAUCGGACCUUCCUGUGCUGCUCGGAGUUUCCAGAGGAUCCGCGUGCUGCGUGCUUUGCAACUCGCAGGUUCCAAAUACUUUGGAAGUCAUUUUGACUUUUGCCCAACUGGUCCUCAUGCUUGUUUCUAUAGAUCCACACCGAAAAAGGAAGACAACGCUGAGAUUGAACUAUCUGUUUAACAUUUUAAGCUUUCACAAAUUUUCUGAAAACUCUUACAUAACUUUCUAAAUUGUUGCAUCCCUCUUUUGGCAAUGGAGAUGUGUUUACUAUUUGUUUGAAAAAUAUUGUUAGUUUCUGAAGACUGGAAAAUGUUGUCUGUUUGAAAAAUGUUGUUAAUUAUCUUGCUCCUGGUUGAUGAUUCAAAGAGUGAUACAAAGAGUUAUAUAAAGAGUAAUACAAUGAUAUACAUUUCUUGAAAUA